AUGGGUUCUGGGCCUGGCCAACAACCAUCGAUUUCCCCCUCCGGGUGCAACUCGAGCCCUCCGCAGUCAUACUUGAUCAUUGGUGCUGGCUGCUUUGGAGCCGCAACCGCACUGCAGCUUGCUCGCUCUGAUCCUUCGUUAGCUUCUAAUAUCACCCUGCUGGACCGUACUCCAUUCCCUUGCCCGUCAGCAGCUGCCCAUGACCUGAACAAGAUCAUUCGCGCAGAAUAUACGGACCCGUUCUAUAUGCGCCUCGCAUUAGAAGCCAUGGACUUGUGGAAAUCCGAUCCUAUAUUUAGCCCUUAUUUUCACCGGGUGGGCAUGCUAUUACCCACAACGCUGGAGAAUGCUAGUGAGAUUGCAAAGAAUUAUACCAGCAUUACUUCUCAGCCCGCUCCCAUCGAGUUAAUCGAACCAGCUACCGCCAAGGAACGGUUCGGUGGCAUUUUCCGAAAUGCAUGUCUGGACAAGGUGGAAACUUGUCUGUUCAGCCCAGAGGCAGGAUGGGGUGAUGCAAAGAACGCAUUGCAAAAUGUCAUCAAGUCCGCUAUUGCGCUGGGUGUGAAAUAUGUCCCCCACGCUGUUGAUAAGCUAUUGUUUGACGAGACUGGGCACAGCUGUCUUGGUGCACGAACAAUUACAGGGCUCGAUUUACGUGCACAGCAUGUCAUUCUAUGCACCGGAGCGAAUACUGCCUGGUUGAUAGCCAAUAGCGCUCCGGAUAAACCGACGUUACAAGUCGGAGGCAGGAUGGUGGCUGCUGCUGCAAUCAUGGGUGCUUACCGUGUUCCUACGGAACAGAUGGGAAAGUUUGAUUUUGCGCCGAUUGUGGUGAACCCUGUUGGGGUUACCCCUGGAGAAAGCAUACCCCCCGGAAAAACUGGGUUGCUGAAAUGCACUCAUGAACUAAGUUUCACCAAUAUGCUUUACCAUAACGAUUCACAUCGGCGCAUUUCUGCUCCGCCAGAGGAUCCGAUCUCCAGCACCUGGACUUUGGAUGUCCCAGCCCAGCUGAAAAACGAGGUCAAGUACGUCAAGGAUAUGCUUUAUGGCGAGCAUAUUGGUGGCCUUGUUCCUGAAUUCUACCGCAUGUGUUGGUAUGACUGCCAGUUCUAUCACAUGCGGAGUAAUCGACUAACCGUAGGCAGGGAUGCUGUAACUCCAAAUCAAGAUUUUAUUAUAUGCGCCCAUCCUCAUUCUCAGAAUCUUUAUAUUGCGAGUGGAGGAUCAUUCCAUGCAUGGAAAUUUAUGCCUAGUAUUGGGGGCUACGUGGAGAAGAUGAUCAAAGGGAAGCUGGACCCAGAUAUGGCUAAACGGUGGGCCUGGGAUCGGGCAAAUAUUGGAGGUGCAUGUGCUGUGUAUUUGCCUUCAAGAGACCUUGAAGGAGUAGUUUAG
Molecule: messenger RNA, 1395 nt
Organism: Trichophyton benhamiae CBS 112371
Lineage: Eukaryota; Fungi; Ascomycota; Eurotiomycetes; Onygenales; Arthrodermataceae
Exons: 2
Coding region: 1-1395 (464 amino acids)
Molecular function (GO): flavin adenine dinucleotide binding; saccharopine oxidase activity; sarcosine oxidase activity
Source: RefSeq, a predicted model, not a curated record